Chara braunii is the source of this 1222-nucleotide messenger RNA. Lineage: Eukaryota; Viridiplantae; Streptophyta; Charophyceae; Charales; Characeae. The record is from the annotation of a GenBank genome assembly.
GCCGGUUCAAAACUCCGCAGCCUUGUGCAUGGAUGCUGGCAGGGCAUUACAAUGAAGCACGGCUGGACACACUCCCCUGGGCUGACGCAGGGUGGCGGGGCGGAGGAUGGCCAGGCGCCGCGUGUGACAUACAAACGACGGCGCUGGCGAACCGUUCGGCGUGGGUAUCCGUCUUCCAAGUCCACGCAAGUUGUGACCAGCGGGCGCAUCUUCCUGCAAGGCGCAUCUUCACCUCCGCUGUGCGUGCUGUCAUGUGGAAGCGUAGAGCAGCGGGCGCGUCUUCGGCUCCGGCGCACGUCCUCUCCUGUGGCAGCGUACAACGGCGGGCGCUUCUUCGGCUCCAGCGUGCAUGGAUUUGGAUCUGCUGGAGGGUUGAGCAGCGGGCGUGUCUUUGGCGGCUGUGGCAGGCGUCACGCUGUAGAGGCGGAACGAUUCUCAGAGAUGGACGUUCGCGGCUGCGGGCACGGUCUACACGAAGAAGAGAUCGACGCGGUGGCGAUGGCGGUGACUGCCGUCGUCGUCAACACGAUGAGCAGCAUGUCGUCGUCCUCAUGUGACAUGCUGACGCAGCUCCGUAAACGAAGAGCGCUGUUGCGGAGCAUUGCCGAAGCGCCGGAUUGCGUGGCCACGUGUGAGGCAGUCGUUCAGCUGUGCGCCGCACUGUCAUCUGACGUUUUCCCGCGACAGACCCCGCGUUGGUGGACUAGACGACGGACUGGCGGAACAUGGGAGGACCUCCGCCUGUGUGAUGACGCGACGGACGAGUACUACCGGCAGAAGUUGCGCAUGUCGAUGGGCAUGUUCAGGCAGAUUGUAGUCGCGUGCGCCGCGUAUGUGGAGAAGAAGGUCACGCACUAUAGGAUGCCAUUGCCAGUGGAGCAGGUGAUCACUUUUGCGUUGUACAGGUGGGCGUCAGGAGAGACGUACGAGAGCGGCACGUCAGCCUUCGGCAUCGGCAGGGCAACUGGACUGCAGGCCGUCCGCGACGUCACUUCGGCGCUGCUGCAAGCGUACCCCGACGCGAUAAUGUGGCCAAUGGGCCGUAGACGUGCACAGAUUCUGCGCGCUUUCCGUGACAAGGGUUUACCGAACUGCUUCGACGCAAUCGACUGUACACACAUCUACAUUGACUAGCCCGCCGGCGAACUACUACGAACGCAGACUGAAGUUCUCCGUGCAGACGCAGGUGGUGGUGGAUUUGGAUCUGCGGAUCCUCGACGUC